AUUGUGCUUCCCCGCGAUACCAACUGGCUGGCAACGUUGGGCCCGUAGGAAAAGAAACUCAACCGACGGUGUUUGGUAAUCAGCCACGCCGCAAAACGUCUGCCACAAUGGGGUCGACGCAAUUUGGCAAUUUCUUUAACUUUUGUCGAGACUCGACGCUACCGGUGUGCAAUGUACUCUCCAACAGUCACAGUCAAUCAGGGCCAUGGGGAGGUUGUGAGUUGGCGGGAAUUUCCCUUGGUGGAGGCCGCAAGCUGGGCAACCUUGGUUCCAUCCUUAUUGCUGCUUUUGCUAUCAUCGCAUCCAUCUACCUAUUGCUGCGGUCAGAGCGCAAGAAGGCUGCGGUAGGUCGAAGAGAAAUGCAACUGUUCCUUGCUAGCUUCAUCGUUGUCGAAUUAUGCGAAAUCUUUACUGUCGGGGACUUCCCGCUGGCCGGAAACGUUCGCAUUGCCUUCACUGGAAUCCACAUUGGCAUGAUCGUUGCGUCAACAUGGAUACUGAUGCUCAACGCCGUCGUGGGGUACCAAAUCGUCGAUGAUGGAACACCGCUGUCAAUGGGUUUAAUCAUGGCGUCUGCCGCUAUCCUACUCGGUGGUACGCUCUACAUUACCCUUGACACUGGUUUCCAAUGGACCGGCCAUUGGAACUCGUCUUACCAGCAGCCCAACCGUCACAUCCUACUUUACGUCUUGUAUCAGCUGGCGCCUCUAAUCUUCCUUGUCGCCUUCUUCGUCCUCGAGGCCGUUUUGGUCAUCCGUGUGUUGGGCGAAAUGCGCCCAAUGCUGUAUCUCACUGCCGCUCUACUCCUUUUCGCUAUCGGACAAAUCUUCAACUACGUUGUAAGCUCUCAAAUCUGCAAUGGAACCAACGGUGCAGUCGACGGCGCCCUCUUCGAGACCUUUUUCACUCUACUCGCUGUUGUUGCAGUGUGGGUAUUCUGGUCGAGCAUCACCGAGGAUGAUUGGCCCAUGCCUGUUGGAAACAACUUCCCCUAGAGUCGAAGUCAUAUUUUUGCGGAAAGUAACAGAGGAAAGAGUCACCCAAACUCCUACAUGACCAGAUUCAACAAGCAUUUUGACGACGAGGAUGAGCAUGAGCUUGUGGUGAUUUGCUGUCGUUGCUAAACUAAUAAUAUCGGAGGCCAUGCCGCCAUGCCUUCGCCAACGGCUAGUUUGCUUAUGGGCUUUGGGGCUCUGAGCAAUGUUUGCAGUGCUAUAAUGUAGCAUUGGAGGAAGCCAAAACCGGGCGGCACCGAAAAUUUGGUAU
Colletotrichum navitas is the source of this 1266-nucleotide messenger RNA. RefSeq names its product chitin synthase export chaperone. The record is from RefSeq and is a predicted model, not a curated record. Gene Ontology annotation, biological process: protein folding. The transcript has 5 exons. Lineage: Eukaryota; Fungi; Ascomycota; Sordariomycetes; Glomerellales; Glomerellaceae. Gene Ontology annotation, cellular component: endoplasmic reticulum membrane. Bases 108 to 995 code for a protein of 295 amino acids.